Messenger RNA from Cinara cedri, 2793 nucleotides. NCBI's taxonomy places the organism in Eukaryota, Metazoa, Arthropoda, Insecta, Hemiptera, Aphididae. The record is from the annotation of a GenBank genome assembly.
GCACAAUUGAGUUUCGACGAGAAACUCGUUUCUAAAAAUGUGCUUCAAAUUAUCAGCGCAUGCAUAGUGUAAUAUGAUUUAAAGUAUUUAAUAUUUAGUCAAUGUGUUUCAAAUUGACAUAUCUAAUUGAUAUUUGAUCUUUUAUAAAUAAAACAACUAUUGAAUAUUUGAGUGUAAUUAACUACAUUAUUCUUACUACGAAAAAAUUAAUUAAUUUUAUUAGUAAUACAUUUAUUUUGUCAUGAUUGUUACAUCAAAACACACGAUCCAUUCAUCAUUUUGACUGACUAAUUACAAAAACAUACCUAUUCUACCACUAGCUGCAGCUAAUUCAACACAGUUCUCUGAUAACCAAUGUAAGAUAACAUUUUUACACAUUCUUAUUUCUUUGUAUAAAAUAAUUAUAUUUGAAUUAUACUAAAAUAUUUGUUUGGUUUCAUUUUUUAAAAUUCCAGCUGAAAACUUGCUGGAUUAUAUAAAAACUCCAUCAUCAUAAAUACUUAUUACAUUGUAGUAAUGGGUAUUUUAAAUGUAUUAUGGAAUAUUACAAAAUGGUUCACUGACAAGACUGGUAUUACAAGACCUAAGGAAUCAUUAAAGCGUAAAAAUGACGAAUGUGAAAUCAUAAGUAAUAAAAAAAUGCGAAUGGAAGAUAGUCUUGUAGAAGUAGUUGAAAUUGGCGAUGAAUCCCUUACUGAAGGCGAAGAGGUGGAAAUUAUUGAACCUGGACCAUCCGAUGUACCACUCAGAGCUAACCCACCUCUUAUUCUUGAUGGCAGACUUAAUCAAAAUCAAAUCAUGUCACCAAUAGAUCUAACUGAAAGUAGUGAUGAAGAGAACAUAAUUAAAGUUGAUGGAUCAAGUAGUUUGUCAAAUCAACUGUGUUUAAAUGGUAAUGCUAGUAUGAAUAAAAACACAAGUAAUAGUUUUGAAGAUAAAUGCACACUUACAUCAUCAAUUAAAGGUAAAAAUAUUUAUUCAUUUAAACAUUUAUUUUUUAAUAAAUAAUUUAAUUUUAAUUUACAGAAACUAGAAAUUUGAAUUUGAGUAUGGAACGUAGGUUUUCUGCAUUAAAAAUGAAUGAUUCUUCAGUUGACGAAAACACAAAUAAAAUAUUGACAAAAAUUAUAAAACAUUUGAUUUUACCAAAAGUUGAAACCAUAGAAACACCAAUUUCUAUUUCAAGACCUAUGUUAAAUACUCAAAACAAACAUGAUUCAAAUCAAUUUAACUUACCUCAAACAUCUAGUAAAGAAAAUUCUGUAAUCCCUGAACUAAGCUUUCACACAAACAGAGUUAUCAAACAUGAGUGUUUUUAUGAUCGUAUUUUAAGAAAAUUUAAAGAAACCCAAGCAGCCGUUGCUUUAGCUACUCCUAAAGUUCAACACAAAUCACCUGAUGAAAUAUUAAAUGAAAAACUUGAAAUUAUGCAUGAACAAUUAAACAAAAUUAAACUACCAAUAAGAUCAAAAGAUGUUUUCCCUGGUUAUUCUAAUGAUAAAAUUGAGUUUAUUAAAUGUGAAAUGAGGAAACCAAAUGGAUAUAUUACAAAAGGACAAAAUAUUAAAUUAAGUGACUUAAACACAGUGUUUUCAUCAAAAGCUUGGUUAAAUGAUGAAGUUAUAAAUCAUUAUAUGAGUAUGAUUGUUGAGCGAGAUCCAGAUUCUUUACAUAUGUUCAAUACAUUUUUUUAUUUUAAAUUGAGGUAAAUUAAUAAAUUUAAUAUUUAAAUAUUAUUUUUAUUUUAUUAAUCUAUUGUUUUUUUAUAGUGAUCAAGGAUAUAAAUCUGUAAGUCGUUGGUCCAGAAGAAAAGAUAUAUUUAAAUGCAAAAAAAUAUUUAUUCCCAUUCACUUGGGCAAUCACUGGUGUCUCAUAUAUGUUGAUUUUGCUGAGAAAUCCAUAAAAUACUAUGAUAGUUUAGGAGGAACAAAUUCUAAAUGUUUAAACAUUAUUUUUGGUUACUUAAAAGAAGAAUAUGAAAACAAGAAAAAUGAAAAAUUCAACUGUAGUGGAUGGAAUUUAGUGAAUAUUGGUGAUUGUCCAAUUCAAAAGAAUAGUUAUGAUUGUGGAGUAUUUACUUGUAUUAAUGCAGAAUAUCUAUCUCGUGAUGCAAAAUUAGAUUUUACACAAGCAGAUAUGCCUAAGUUAAGAUAUAGGAUGUGUUACGAAAUAUUAAAUAAUAAAUUAUGCUAUUAAAUCACAUAAAAGUAUCCUAUAUUUUUUUUUAAUUUACUGUAAACUAUUAUAGUUAAGUAAUAGUAGCCAAUAAGUAAGACAUUCCUCUACUAUCUUAUGCAUUUAUGAUUUUUUUUUAAAUUUUUUAUUAAGGAUAAAAUUAAAUAUAUUUAGAAAUAAUAUUGAACAUAAUAUAAAUUAUUAUUAUUAUAUUAAUAUUUAAUACAAUUAUAAUAAGUUAAAAGAUAAUUUUCAGUAGCUCAGAUUUAAAAUAUAUUUUUUUAACAUGGCUACAUUUUAAAAUUAUAUUAUUGUAAAGGCUGAUUAAAUAAUUUAAUAAAUUUUAUUGUGUGUUCAAUAUUAUUUUAAGUAAAUAAUUCAUUUAUUUUUUAAAAUGUAAACAAGUUGUUUUACUAAAAUAUACUAUUAAUUAUAAUUAUUUUUAUUAAUUGAUCAAUAUUAUUCUUAAUUUCUAAAGUCCUUGUACAUAUUAUGUCAUACAAUUAACAUUUGUUGUGAAAACAAUAUAUUUUUAAAUACUAAAUAGCCUAAUAAGCUAAACCUGUAAUAGUUUUUACAUUUUUAAAUCAUAAAAAUAAAGAAAAAUUUUGUUGGAUC